AUGUACAAGGCCACCUAUCUGCGCGAAGUGCGCAAGGAGAAGUAUGAGCACACAGACAGCCUCGAGGAGAUGGAGCUCCCAGAUAUCUUAAGCAUUGAGUCGGCCCUCCAGGGCCGGGAAAACAUGCAGGAGCUCAAUGAACGCUUUGCCAGGUAUAUUGGUCGGGCACGAGUGCUGGAGCAGCGCAAUGCUGUCCUCAGGAAGCAGCUGGAGACCCUGCUGAGGAUGGAGGAGGCUGCCGACCUUGCAGACGUCUUCAGUGAACAGCUCAACCUCCAUCGGCGGAGGAUAGGUGAACUGGGCUCAGACCGAGGCAGACUGGAGCGUGAGCUGAAGGAUGCUGAGCGCACUUUGGAUGAGUUUAACAGCAGAUACAAAAGCGAGUGCGAAUACCAGCAGCAGCUGCGCAGCACAUUAGAACAUCUUAAUAAGGAGGCUGACAAUGCCCUGCUGAGAAACCUGGAAUUUCAGAUCCAGUCCCAGUUUCUCCAAGACGACAUAAAUGCCACUAAAGAAAGAUACAGGAAGAACCUUGCAGAGAUUCAGACCUACGUGAACAUCCUACGCCAAAUAGACCAAGCGAUCCCACGUCUUCCCACUGUCUCACUUGGCAUAGCGGAGGAGAAAUUCUUAGCCCAGAGACGUGUUCCUGCCCUGCGGAAUCAGCUGGAGGAGUAUAAGAGCACCAUCUGUGGGCUCCAAGGCGAGAAACAGAAGCUGCAGAGCGAGACUGCCGUGCUGGAGGCGGCCAUCAGGAACACCCAGGAGAGCUACGACGAUGAGAUCCAGCUGUACAAUGAGCAGAUCGAGGUGCUGCGGCGUGAGACGGAAGAGGCUGAGCGUGUGCUGGAGAAAUACACCAGCAAGUGUCGCUCCCUGGCCAUGUACCAACUCUCCCUGGAGAAUGAACUGGAGAGGUACAAAAGGAUCAUUGAGAAUGAGGACAACAGAUUGAACGUGGCCAUCAUUGGAACUCCAAUGUCCUUGUUCACAGCUGGGUACCAGUACUCCCACACACCCUUGAUUAGCAGCAGAGGAAAAGAUAUCACCCAGGCCGUACAGGACAUCACCAGUGCUAAACCUCGCCAGAAAAUCCUGGCCAAAAAAGUUCUGAAGAAGAAGGAAAUUGCUUCCAAAGGUGCACUGGAGAGUGGACUGGAAGGAACCCAGGAAGGGGACCAGGAGGAAGAGCAAGGAAGGAUGAUGGAAGAGGACAGGCAGUUAGUCCCUGAGGACGUCCCUGACGGCAGCCGGAUCAGCAAAGGCUUUGAAAUGCUCCGGGACCUUGUGAAGGGCCACAUACGGAAGCAUCCAAAGCCCCAGCCGGAACCUGAGCCUGUGGUCGACAUCUACACCAAGGGGAGGUAUGUGACUGUCACUGGUGAGGGCAGCUACUUGAGCCCCAGCUUUUGCUCUUCCUCCCCUUCUGCAGGGCAUGUUUCUGUCAUCCCCGAAAAUGGUUCCGCACCUGCUGAUGAUGGCAAAGACACACCCGUUUCGGGUCCAGACACCCCACCAUCCCCAGGCCCCUCCCCGAUGCCUCUGGCACCUACUCCGAGGGCAGAUGGUGAGGGUGAGGGAGGCCAUGGCAACGGAGAGAGUAAGGAAGGUGAGGGAGGAAAGGACAAAAAAGGUGGAGAACAUGAAAAGAGCGAUGACACUGGGGGAAAGGAGGAACCUCAGCCGCAGUCUAGAGAUUCUGAGUCAGACCCCACCCGGCCAUCCAGACCACGUUACAUAGGCAAGAUGGUGCUGCCCCCAAUCCCAUACGCCGGGAGCGACCUGCCCCCUGACUCUGUGAGCUACGAGAAGGUGGAGGUGGUGGAAUCUGUGGAGAAGAGGUCUGAUGACAGCAGGGUCAAGGGCUAUGAAGAAACUGCUGUGAUUGUGGAAACCAUGGUGGAGAAGAGCAGGAAGAAGAAGCAUGGAGGCAUGUCAUCCUGA
This is a messenger RNA of Scleropages formosus (Asian bonytongue), 1944 nucleotides long. RefSeq names its product filensin-like. The transcript is spliced from 8 exons. Gene Ontology annotation, cellular component: cytoplasm; intermediate filament. Lineage: Eukaryota; Metazoa; Chordata; Actinopteri; Osteoglossiformes; Osteoglossidae. Gene Ontology annotation, molecular function: structural constituent of eye lens. The coding region runs from base 1 to 1944 and encodes 647 amino acids. Gene Ontology annotation, biological process: lens fiber cell development. The record is from RefSeq and is a predicted model, not a curated record.